AUGCCACUGGAGCCAGUUCCAUUAGUUGACAUUUUGCUGUAUGGUGUGCUUCAAGAUCGCAUAACAGCUCAUCGCGCUAAGCCACCCGUUUUCGAGCUUCUUCUGGCUGCUUUUAUAGGCGUUUAUCUGUCAGUUUUCUAUUUUUUCACUCUUAAUUUUCACUCAACCCUUGAAACAGCACUGGCAAAGCUGAAAAAGCUGUGA
Gongylonema pulchrum is the source of this 204-nucleotide messenger RNA. Lineage: Eukaryota; Metazoa; Nematoda; Chromadorea; Rhabditida; Gongylonematidae. The record is from the annotation of a GenBank genome assembly.